Messenger RNA from Alligator sinensis (Chinese alligator), 1026 nucleotides. RefSeq names its product trace amine-associated receptor 9-like. The coding region runs from base 1 to 1026 and encodes 341 amino acids. The transcript has a single exon. Lineage: Eukaryota; Metazoa; Chordata; Crocodylia; Alligatoridae. Gene Ontology annotation, molecular function: trace-amine receptor activity. Gene Ontology annotation, cellular component: membrane. The record is from RefSeq and is a predicted model, not a curated record. Gene Ontology annotation, biological process: G protein-coupled receptor signaling pathway.
AUGAGUUCAGCACUUCUUCAAAACGAAAUACAGUACUGCUUUGAGAAUAUUAAUGGAUCCUGCCAUAAAACUCCAUGGCCUUUGGGAAUCCGGUCUACUUUGUAUGCUGUACUUGGUUUUCUGACUUUUCUUACUCUGAGUGGGAAUUUCAUGGUCAUGAUAGUAAUUGCUUAUUUCAAACAGCUUCACUCUCCUACAAAUUUUUUAGUUGCCUCCUUGGCCUGUGCUGACUUUUGCUUGGGUUUGACAGUGCUGCCCUUCAGCACUAUAAGAUCUGUUGAGACCUGUUGGUACUUUGGGGAAACUUUCUGUAGAGUCCACAGUUGCUUAGAUGCAUCUUUUUGUUAUGCAUCAAUAUUUCAUUUAUGUUUCAUGUCCAUCGAUCGGUAUGUUGCUGUUACCGACCCUUUAGUCUACCCCAUGAAGUUCACAGCGCCAGUUUCAAGAAUGUUCAUAGCUGUUGCCUGGACAUUUUCAAUAGUGUACAGUUUUUCUGUAGUUUUUAGUAGGGCUAAUGAUGAAGGGCUACAGGAAUUAGUGCAAGCUUUAGCCUGUGUAGGGAACUGUGAGCUUGUUUUCAAUAAGACCUGGGUGUUGAUAACUUCUCUCCUUUACUUUAUACCGUUCUUUACCAUGAUAGCACUGUACAGCAGGAUCUUUAGUGUGGCUAAAAGACAAGCUAGAAUGAUAGAGAGUGUGAGCAAGAAAACACAAUCCUCUGAUAAUUAUAUUGCCAGAGUUAACAGAAAAGAGAGAAAAGCUGCUACAACAUUGGGCAUAGCUGGAAUUGCUUUCCUUUUAUUCUGGUCACCUUUUUUUGUAACUGUAAUUAUUGAUGCCUUCUUUAACUUCAUAACUCCUCCCCUUGUCUUUGAUAUUAUGAUUUGGUUAACCUAUGCUAACUCUGCCAUGAAUCCUUUAAUUUACUCUCUUUUUUAUCCUUGGUUUCGAAAAGCAGUGAAGGUGAUUGUGAGCUGUAGGAUCCUGAGGCAGGAUUGUUCAACAAUGAAUUUACUUCAGAAAUGA